Messenger RNA from Epinephelus fuscoguttatus (brown-marbled grouper), 4104 nucleotides. RefSeq lists its product as uncharacterized. NCBI's taxonomy places the organism in Eukaryota, Metazoa, Chordata, Actinopteri, Perciformes, Serranidae. The record is from RefSeq and is a predicted model, not a curated record. The transcript is spliced from 7 exons. Bases 51 to 3020 code for a protein of 989 amino acids. Gene Ontology annotation, molecular function: sequence-specific DNA binding.
GCCAUUUUGGACUGUCGAGCUUGGACUGUUGCGCCCAGACAACAUUCAAGAUGUCAAGGAGAAAGGAUGAAAAAAGUCAAAGAAAAAAGUGUAGUGCAAUCAAUUGCAAGAACUAUCAGUGGAACACCCCGCACCUGGCCUUCCACCGUUUCCCGAAGGAUCCCGACAGGUGUGCAAGGUGGGUGCAUAACUUGAGAAAUGCCUCUCUGGAGGGGAUAAGCACCCAGCAGCUCCACCAGAGCUACAGAGUCUGCAGUGGCCAUUUUCAUUCCAGCCAGUUCAAAAGGCCAUCAGAUGUCCACGCUGGACUGAUUUGGAGUGCUGUUCCCACAAGAGUGAAUGUCCCAAACACACCACCUACACUAGCGGUGGAGAAAAAGCGAAAGCCUCCAAAGAAGCGCCAGGAGUUGCCACUAAAGAAACGUAAACUUAUUGCCCGCCCGUCAUCACCAGAUGUUGCUGCAACAGGGCCUACUCUGCCUCCCCCGCCAUCAGCAGAGGACAUUCCGGGCCCUUCUUCACAAGCACCGCACACCAAUACAACACCAAAACAUCAUGACUGUAUAGAUUCAAUGAAGGCACAAAUCCGGAGAUUGAACUCGCAGGUGUGCAGGCUGAAAUCGCAGGUGAAAGAUCUCAAACAAAAAAAGAGUAGCAAGGCUGUGGCAAAGGGGUUGCUCAUGAAGGAGCUGCAGCGUGUGUUGCCAGCCAAAUCUUUUGCCUUUGUUUACACACAGAUCCGCAUGUGCGAGCGUAAGGCUCCAGGUUUCCGUUGGUCCACCAAAGACAAAGCUUUUUUCCUUUCUCUCCUCCACACAAGCCCAAAAUGUUAUCGGCUUCUGUGCAAGGUGUUUUCAAUGCCAUCUGUUCGCACUCUGAAGAAGGUAAUGAAAUCGGUUGAUUUCAAGCCAGGCUUCAACCGCAGUGUCCUGACAACAAUGCAGAAGGCCAUGGAGACCACCAAGCCAAUGGACAAGGUGUGUGCAAUCAUCACAGAUGCGAUGUCCAUCAAGGAAGCCGUCCACUACAAUGAGUCUGCUGACAAGGUCGAGGGAUUUGAGGACUUGGGGAAAGGACAGCGGAGUCCAUAUGUGGCCAACUAUGCCUCAGCCUUCAUGGUGAGGGGCCUUUUCAAAGAGUGGAAACAGCUCUUCGGAUACUGCUUCAGUAGUGGGCCCAUUCCUCAUGAUCGUCUGCAGUCACUACUGUUUGAAGGAAUCCGUGAGCUGAGAAGUGCAGGAAUGGAGUGUCUUGUUUUCAUCUGUGACCAGUGUGCUGGAAAUCGUGCCAUGCUCACGCGCCUUGGGGUGACUAAGGACCAGCCGUAUUUCGAUGUUGAUGGCAUCAGAAUUUUCUGCAUGUGGGAUCCACCGCACCUCAUAAAGAACAUCAGGAACAGUUGGAGGAACCACGGCUUUCAAUUGGAUGGGAAUGAGAUCACCUGGGCCAUCUUGGAAGAUCUGUAUGCUUAUGACAGCAAACAAGAAAUUCGUCUUUGUUGCCGUCUAACAAAAAAACAUGUGUAUCUCCCUCCAUUUGCCUCCAUGCGUGUCAGGUUUGCUACACAGGUCCUGAGUCACUCAGUUGCAGUUGGAAUCAAGACACUGUCAGAAGUCAAGCUUCUUACUGGCAAACUUCAACAAAACUACAUGGCGGCCGCCAAGUUCUGUGAAAGCUUUAACGGCCUGUUUGACUGCUUCAACUCCAAGCAGUUGAAAGACUCUCACAAGCUGAAGUCUGGACUGUCUGAAGUGUCUGCCCAUUUUCCAUUCCUGGACAGCUGCAUGGAGUGGCUUCCACGUCUGAGGCUUCUAGAUGCUUCUACAACCAAGCAGGUCCCAUGUGUUGAGGGGUGGCAGCAUAACAUCCUGUGCCUCAAAAUGCUGUGGUGUGAUCUUCGUGAGCGGCAUCAGGUGUCCUUCCUGUUGACAAACAGAUUAAAUCAAGACUGCCUGGAAAAUGCCUACUCAAGCAUUAGAGCCCGCAGUGGUAAUCGUGACAACCCUGACUCUGUCCAGUUUGAAUGUGAACAUCAGGCUGUGGCCACAGGAUUGAUGUUCAACAACUGUGAAAAAACCAAUUGUGAAGAAGAUCUCAACACGUUCUUGCUGCAGAUCAGUACGUAUGCCUCCCAGAACUGUCCCCCGGGCAUCAGUGACGCAGAGAGGGUUGCAGAGGAGCACAGCUACUCUCAAGGAGCUCCUGAUUCUGGGGCAACAGAGAUUGGGAUCCAUCCAGUGGAAUCCAAUCAGAGUCCUUCCAACCAAUCAGCCAGUGACUCUGGAGAUCUUGAAGGACUGAUGGACUGCACUGAGGUCAGGGUGAGAGAAACUCUCUUGAUGGGUGAGAAAGACAAGUCAGGGAGUGAGAUCGGAUCGGAUCUCAGAAAACAGAGACAAAGCUCAACCAGAACCAGUCUACAAGAACAUAAGAGUGUUGAUACUGUCCUGAAAGCUGACUUCGACCCACCUGAAGGUGUUCUGGACAUGCUGAGCAAGAUGACUCCAGUUUCGUCCUCCUCUGCAUUUGAGCUUGAUGGAGAUGUGCUUGUGUAUAUUGCAGGCUACAUUGUGAAUAAGGUUGUGGGUAAAUUCUCUGGUCCUGAAGGUCCCUGUAACGACUGCUCACUUCUCACUACAUACGUGCCUACUGAUAGCAGAUACACAUUUCUCAAGGACAAGCAAUAUACUGACCUCGUCUUAGGUGAGAAAGGCCUGAAAGUGCCCAGCACAGCACUGGUUGAUUUGAUCACUGCCCUUGAGUCUAACUUUCGGAAAAAUGUCAACUCAGUGAUCCACACACUAUGUUUGGGACAGAAGCUAUUUAACAGUAGCAUGGAGGUUGUCAGUGAGUGUAGUGAGGUAGUGUGUGGUAAGGAAGCAUGCAGACAUUCGCUUGUUUACAUGGUUAAACUGUUCAACAGGAUCAGAAUUCACCACGUCUUGCGCACCCAAAAUAGGAGAAUCUCCCAGCCAAAUCAGAAGCGGAAUAGAAAGUUUUUAAAACUAUGCCAUAACUAGAAAAUGCAUUUCCUGCAGAAAUAAAGCACAAAGCAUUGCUGAAAAUUACAGAAAUUCGAAAUUAAAGUAAUACUAGUCCAUACCCCAUCAGGGCAACAUAACAUCUGCCCCGAUUUAUACUCAGGAACAGCGUAAAAUUGGGGAAAUUAAAACAUUGUCUACUUCACUUUCUGCCUAUGCCAAUGCUCAGUGGCCAUGUGCAGUUUGAGAUGGAUUGGCCAGCCCAUUCGAAGCCUGAAUGCAUCACCUGACUAGUUCGUUAAUGAAGCAGAUCAAAGUAGUGAUGGCAGUGUGACACUGAAGCUUUGAUACAAAGCAAUUCCAUUGAACCACUGCUUCAAAGCUUGCUUUGGAGUGCGAAAGAGAGGUUUGAGAUGGAUUGGCCAGCCCGUUCGAUGCAGCAACUGCUUCGUUGCCUGAAUGCAUGAUUUGAGUGGAAUAAAGAUAGGCAAACCUGUUGCCAUUAUUCAGGCUGGUGGGCCCCAGCAAAGAACUGCUCAUUUGUAUUUGUGUUGUGAUAUUUCACAUAUAGACCUGAGGUAAAAUGUGACAGUUCUAUGAAUCUCUCUUGUCACAGGUGAGAUUGUAGCUACUCAAGCUGCACCCCACUUUGUAUUUUUACAUAGUUAUCUUAUACUUGGUUUCAUAUAAGCAAAAUGAGAUUGGCUGAAUCUAAAUCUGUAGCUAAAUUGAAGAAUCGUUAUCAUUUAAAAGAUGUACAGCGCUCAUAUUUUACAUAUAAAUAUUUUUUACAUGUACUGGCUUUGCCUAAUGAUGCAACCGUGGUGUUGCACCAUCAUUUCACCUUCAAAAUACGGUAAUGCAUUUUUCUGUAUGUAUGCAGGUUUAGCUUACAAUAUGGUUUGACUGUUUCUCCUGCUCACAAAAAAAAGAAAAAGGAAGUUUUUGGAGUUAUUUGUUUUGUGUUAAAAUCUAGAUUUCUCAUUCUUUAUCAAAUCUCCCACAGGACUGAUGGCAUAUUUUAUAUUUCUGUUUAAAUGUCUAUUUAUUUCUCUUGCAAACACAAUUUGAUUGGUUUUACACUAUAAAUGUUUGAUCUUUAAUUUACCAUAUUCUUCUUGUA